This is a messenger RNA of Dothidotthia symphoricarpi CBS 119687, 1287 nucleotides long. RefSeq lists its product as uncharacterized. The record is from RefSeq and is a predicted model, not a curated record. Lineage: Eukaryota; Fungi; Ascomycota; Dothideomycetes; Pleosporales; Dothidotthiaceae. Bases 1 to 1287 code for a protein of 428 amino acids. The transcript has a single exon.
AUGCAGUCUGCCUCGGCGAAACGGGCGUUCAGUGCGCUUGCCGCCAAAAUCCACCCCCAGCUUCCACUCACGAAACGCGAAAGCCAGCAGCUAUUGAACUUGCUUACGACGUCAUUCCGGAACCACUUGGAUCGCGAGCACCCUUUCUCUCCCCAAGACAGCAUCCAAAACAAGCCAACGAACAAGUCUGUAGGCAACAAUGGACAACGUAGCUCCUCCCCGAUCCACGCCACCUCCUCAUACGCCUCCACUUCGAAGCACAUCGACUCAAUCUUGACGAACCCUCUAUUUGCCGUGAAGCCCCGCCGAAGAGGCUCAGAGUCAGCUGCAGUCGAUGUGCUCAGGGACCCCAUGGGCUGGUUCCUUGACCAGAUUGCAGUGGGAGCCGCGAGCCUCCCCAAAGCCGCCAUGUGUCUGGAGGUGUUGGAGAGUACAGCCGCCGAGGCUUCGCCACAACUGCAGAAUGGAAAGACUCCAGGUGUCAUAAUCGCCGAGUGGCUGCGUGCGAGUGGUCUGGAUACAUCAAAGGAUUUCCUCGACCUCUGCACAACCAAGCAAGGUCGCAGCAGUAAAUUCCAGGACCGGCUGGUUUCAUUACUCCUAUCCGAAGGCGCAAUAUCUGCCCCCUGGCGCUGGUACAUUCGCCCCACACAGCAGCGCAUCAAAGACACGGGCUUGGACGUGUUGAAAGUCUCAACGUUCAGGCAGCAGUUGUUGGCGAAAAUGGUCUCUGUGCAAGGGAAUACAGGCCUGGACAACGGUCUUGCCGUGUUUAUGCAAGCGUUUCGCAUGGCAGAGGUCGAGGGCCACGAAUCAGCGUACAGUGUUCUCAGAGCGGCAGGAGCACGACUAGUAAAUCGCGUCAUCUCCACUCCAGAUCACUCUACCGACGUCAAAUUAUACGAGUCGUUUUUAUUGUCAUCUCAGCGCUGGCUUGGCAAUUGGAGUCAAGCAGUCGAAUCGAUGCUUUGGCUGCAUCACCCUACACAGCGUAGUGCACUUCCAGGUCUCCGCUUCAUUCAGGAUCCUGCUGGAGCCAUCUCAUUCGUGCGAGCUUCAAAAAGUCGAAGAAACUUCCUCGUUCAGCUCUGCUUGGGAGUCGCACGCCAAUUAUUAGAAGAGGAGAAGUUCACUGAAGCACAGAUUGCGAUGGAGUUCACCAAACAACACUUCCCCGAUAUCGUACUGUCAAAACCUUCGGUGGCAGAUCAGCCAGCGACCACAGGGUGGAAAGCGCGAGAAGAGAGGAAGAAUUUGGAACUGCUGGACCGUCUUGUCUUGUCAUGA